This is a messenger RNA of Drosophila pseudoobscura, 1190 nucleotides long. RefSeq lists its product as uncharacterized. Lineage: Eukaryota; Metazoa; Arthropoda; Insecta; Diptera; Drosophilidae. The record is from RefSeq and is a predicted model, not a curated record. The transcript has 6 exons. Bases 166 to 1038 code for a protein of 290 amino acids.
AUAACACUCUGAUCAGGGCAAGCCUUGGUCAGAAAUUCCGAAUAUACAAAUUUUCAUAAAAUUGCUGUUUUCUUCGUAAGCUGAUGGUUUCUAUAUGAUCACAUGCCUUAAAUUCGCUUUCAGUUAGGGCUCGCCACUGUGACGGAAGACUCCCAGUGGCCAGCAAUGGACGUAGGCCAACGUCAGCGCAUCCAGUUUGCCCGCCGAACAUAUCUAUUUUUGUUGAUAUUUCUGCUACUAGCCUUGGUGCAGUGGGCCCUGGUUGGUUUGGUAGAAAGUGCUCGUGAGACACUCCGUAACAGUAAAAUAUUUUGCUUUGUUGCCUUCGUCCUGGGCAUUUUACUGUUUCUCGUGUUCUUGCUGGUCGGACAAGUGCGGUACUUCAAAAUUGCCAACCAUAUUGUGGCCUUUGUCAUCGUGGAGCUGCAAACUGUUGCGAUGUUCUUGCUGGUAGCCCACACCUGGCUGCCAGAAAUAAUUGUGUACUUCUUGAUCUGCUUGGGCUGCUUCGCGUUGUUCCUGGUCGUUGGAUGCAACCUGCCAUUCUCUAUGGAUCUGACCGAGCGCGUGGCCCACCUUUUCAUAGUGACCUUCGUUUUACUGCUUGUCUCUGUGUAUUUCCUAAUAGUGCAUGUCCAUGUAACGAAGUUGCUGCCGUACGCAUUUCUAAUCUUCGAACUGAGCCUCUCGGUGGUUGUGUUCUUGUUUGUUAUGCUCCAGGCUCAGACCAUCAAGGGCGAUCGCUUUGCCCAGAUGAGUGACCGCGACGCUCUCCUGGCCUCAUUGAUAUUGUUUCACGAGUUCCUGGCAGUUUACACCUUGACUUUUUUUUGGCAAAUCACCUAUGCCUACUUCACGCCCGAAGACUACUCCCGGGUCACGGAGAGUGCCAAGCAAUACGCUGCUCAUCACUACGGAGACGGAACUGAAAGCGGCGAUGCCAGUGGCUUAUCUGUGAGUAUCAAAGCCUUUGCACACGUUAAUGAAGCUGACGUGGGCGAUGCUAAGCCCUGGAAUGGUACUGGCACUCCCCGAUAGAACGGUCAUGCGAUCACAGAUACUCGUGGUGGCGAAAAAUCUCCCAAGAGUACCGAAGUCUACGAAGAGGAUGGCGAUUUGUACGGAUGUGUACACACAAGUAAAUGUUUAUCUACAAUGUUUUCAAUAAAGCUUUACAGUUGUUUGUCGAA